Fusarium keratoplasticum is the source of this 753-nucleotide messenger RNA. RefSeq lists its product as uncharacterized. The transcript is spliced from 3 exons. The record is from RefSeq and is a predicted model, not a curated record. NCBI's taxonomy places the organism in Eukaryota, Fungi, Ascomycota, Sordariomycetes, Hypocreales, Nectriaceae. Bases 1 to 753 code for a protein of 250 amino acids.
AUGUCCCUCGACGGAAAGGUCGCUCUCAUCACUGGAGGAGCAAAGAACUUGGGUGCAGAGAUUGCCCUAGCUUUGGCUCCCCUGGGCUCUCAACUUGCGCUUCACUACAACUCUCCCGCUUCGAAGCAAGAUGCCGAGUCACUGGCUACCAAGCUGAAGAGCUCGUUUCCGAGUGUGAAAAUCUCCUUUUAUCAGGGAGACCUCACGACCGAGGCUGCUGUCGACAAACUGUUUGCCUCUGUCCUCAAAGAUUUCGGAAAGAUCGAUAUCGUUGUGAACACGGUUGGUAAGGUGCUCAAGAAGCCUAUUGUCGAUAUUACAGAGGCAGAAUAUGACACAAUGUUUGCUGUCAACUCCAAGGCUGCAUUCUUGAUCCUCAAAGCUGGCGCCAAGCAUGUUGAAGAGGGCGGCAAGAUCAUCACCAUCGUGACCUCGCUCCUGGCAGCCUUCACUGGUUUCUAUACCUCAUAUGCAGGCUCCAAGGCUCCAGUAGAGCACUUCACGCGUGGUGUUGCUAAAGAACUCCAAGGUCGCAAAGUCAGUGUCAACGCUGUUGCUCCAGGGCCCAUGGAUACAGCUUUCUUUUAUCCACAAGAGUCCCAAGAUGCAGUCGAGUUUCAUAAGAGCCAGGCGAUUGGAGGACGCCUAACUGAUAUCAAGGACAUUGCUCCACUGGUCAAGUUCCUUUGCGUUGAAGGCGGAUGGAUCACGGGUCAGACUAUCUUUGCCAAUGGCGGUUACACGACUCGUUAA